GGGGCAGAGCUGCUUGUGCGCGGCGGGCGGGGUGCGGGGCGCUUGGCGUCGCCCGGGCCCGGGGAGGCGGCUGCAGCCAGAGCGCCCGAGGCAGCCCGCCCUCACCCGGCUUGGGGCGGGGCGGCUGCCCGGCCGCCCCUUUAUCUGCCAGCUCCGCCGACUCGGCCGCCGCGGCCCUCCCAGCUCCGCUCCGGCUCAGUGGACAGGAGUCUCUGAAGUUUGCCUGACACCAUCAACCAGGCCCUACCAUCAACCAGGCCCUAGUCACCUGGCUUUGCCUUUGCCUUUGCCUUGCUGUGUGAUCUUAGCUCCCUGCCCAGGCCCACAGCCAUGGCCAUGGCCCAGAAACUCGGCUACCUCCUGCCCAGUCUGCGGCAGGUCAUCCAGGAGCCUCGGCUGUCUCUGCAGCCAGAGCCUGUCUUCACGGUGGAUCGAGCUGAGGUGCCGCCACUCUUCUGGAAGCCCUACAUCUAUGCGGGCUACCGGCCGCUGCAUCGGACCUGGUGCUUCUAUUUCCGUACGCUGUUCCAGCAGCACAACGAGGCCGUGAAUGUCUGGACCCACCUGCUGGCAGCCCUGGUACUGCUGCUGCGGCUGGCCCUCUUUGUGGAGACCGUGGACUUCUGGGGAGACCCACACGCCCUGCCCCUCUUCAUCAUUGUCCUUGCCUCUUUCACCUACCUCUCCUUCAGUGCCUUGGCUCACCUCCUGCAGGCCAAGUCUGAGUUCUGGCAUUACAGCUUCUUCUUCCUGGACUACGUGGGGGUGGCUGUGUACCAGUUUGGCAGUGCCUUGGCACACUUCUACUAUGCUAUCGAGCCCUCCUGGCAUGCCCAGGUGCAGGCUGUUUUUCUGCCUAUGGCUGCCUUUCUCGCCUGGCUUUCCUGCAUUGGCUCCUGCUAUAACAAGUACAUCCAGAAACCAGGCCUGCUGGGCCGCACGUGCCAGGAGGUGCCCUCCGCCCUGGCCUACGCACUGGACAUUAGUCCUGUGGUGCAUCGUAUCUUCGUGUCCUCCGACCCCGCCACAGAUGACCCAGCUCUUCUCUACCACAAGUGCCAGGUGGUCUUCUUUCUGCUGGCUGCUGCCUUCUUCUCUACCUUCAUGCCCGAGCGCUGGUUCCCUGGCAGCUGCCAUGUCUUCGGGCAGGGCCACCAACUUUUCCACAUCUUCUUGGUGCUGUGCACGCUGGCUCAGCUGGAGGCUGUGGCACUGGACUAUGAGGCCCGACGGCCCAUCUAUGAGCCUCUGCACACGCACUGGCCUCACAACUUUUCUGGCCUCUUCCUGCUCACGGUGGGCAGCAGCGUCCUCACUGCGUUCCUCCUGAGCCAGCUGGUACAGCGCAAACUUGAUCAGAAGACCAAGUGAAGGGGGAUGGCAUCUGGUAGGGAGGGAGGUAUAGUUGGGGGACAGGGGUCUGGAUUUGGCUCCAGGUGGGAACAAGGCCUGGUAAAGUUGUUUGUGUCUGGCCCACAGCGACUCCCUGUUCACGACUCAACUGCCAAGGGCGUCACUGGCCAAUUCUUGGAUUUAGGGAUUGGCUAGGAGUUGCUGGGGUCCACUCCUGGGCCUGCCCCAGCUCCUUGCCCAGGGAGAGGGAAAGAGUUAAAGGUGUGGGCCACUCCAGCUUGCCCUUCCACUGCCACUCACUGGGGUGAGGCUGGGGGUCAGCUUGGUGAGGAUUGGGGCUUCUAGAUUGUCUAGGCAGGAGGUGAAACUUAGGCCGGAGUCAGAUUUGAGCUGAGCCAGGGGAGGCCUUGGCAACACACUUCUACUCAGAUUUCAUUGCUGGAUGCGGAAGGGGCAGGCCCAAAAUAUAUGCAGGAUCUUACUGUCCCUUGAAUCCCAGCCACAAGUGUUGGAGCUGCAGAGAGACCCCAAAGGUAGUAGAUUGUGCCAGAUACAAAUGGGUCCCAUCCAGUGCUUCAUACCCCUUCAGUCACCAUCCCAGACAGUGAGCCCCAGAUCUCCUAGCUCUGGCUUCUGUGUCCCACACGGCCCGUUCCCAGCUUCUCUUCUGGUUCCCUUGUUAAGGAUUCAUUUAUCCAUUCAGUGUUUCCUGGGUCUCUGCUCAGAGGCAGGUCACCACUGGGCCCUGUGGAUCAAUGCAAGAUGACAAAGGCUUUUUUUUUUUUUUUUUUUUUUUUUCGAGGAGUUUCGCUCUUGUUGGCUAGGCUGGAGUGCAAUGGUGUGAUCUCAGCUCACUGCAACCUCCGCCUCCUGGGUUCAAGCGAUUUUCCUGCCUCAGCCUCCCGAGUAGUUGGGGUUACAGGCAUGUGCCACCAUGCCUGGCUAAUUUUCUGUAUUUUUAGUAGAGAUAGGGUUUCUCCAUGUUGGUCAGGCUGGUCUUGAACUCCUGACCUCAGGUGAUCCGCCCACCUCGGCCUCCCAAAGUGCUGGGAUUACAGGCAUGAGCCACUGCGCCUGGCUGACAAAGGCUUUGAUAUCAGAAUGAACUGUCAAGGGAAGUGCUGGAGAGGGAUUAACCUGUGCUGCCUGGGACCCUCAAGGUCUUAGGUUGGGGAGUGUGAAUAGGAGUUUGCAGAUGGAGAAUAGGAAGGGCAUUCCAGGCAGAGGGAAACCUGUGCAGAGACCCAGAGGUGCGGAAGGAAAAGUGGGGCUGGGGCUGGGGUGGUCUGGAUUAUGGCCUGGAUGCAAUAAAGUGACUGUGACAGUAGCC
Molecule: messenger RNA, 2683 nt
Organism: Nomascus leucogenys (northern white-cheeked gibbon)
Lineage: Eukaryota; Metazoa; Chordata; Mammalia; Primates; Hylobatidae
Gene: PAQR7
Product: progestin and adipoQ receptor family member 7
Exons: 3
Coding region: 331-1371 (346 amino acids)
Biological process (GO): response to steroid hormone
Cellular component (GO): plasma membrane
Molecular function (GO): steroid binding; nuclear steroid receptor activity
Source: RefSeq, a predicted model, not a curated record